Molecule: messenger RNA, 1963 nt
Organism: Amphibalanus amphitrite
Lineage: Eukaryota; Metazoa; Arthropoda; Thecostraca; Balanomorpha; Balanidae
Exons: 6
Coding region: 916-1359 (147 amino acids)
Source: RefSeq, a predicted model, not a curated record
UGACGUCACACCGCUGGAGGAUAUCCAGACGGGGAGUGCCGCGCUGUGGGCCAGGCCAGUCCUGGCGACCGGGUGGGUUCCGGUUGUAAUUCAAUACUGUUAGUGGAAAGCUACGCACGCGGGGAGGGGGAGGCGGCUGGACAGACUGGGGACUGGGGAGGGGUGACUAGAGUGGAGUACUGUCGGGGGCGUAAACGUCAUGACAUGUGGUGCAGUGCGCUGUGGUGUGUGUGUGGGGGGGGGGGAGGGGGGAGCGAGUGUCUGUAUACCACAUGGUUUGAUCUUAAUAAGCAGCUGCCUCGCUGCACUGUCAUGAGCUCCGACCGCAGAAUGCACUCUCAUAUCCAUGCGGAAUCACGACCGAUCCCGCUUGCCGAGUGCAGAAUGUGACUCACGGUCGGCUAAGGCAGUGCGCUCGCUCCCCUCCGCGACUGACCACCGAGACGGCGGGUUCCGGUGAGGGGCAGGAAGGAGCGGCAGAGACCAGCCGAUAGUGCCGCUGCGGUCCGUCCGCCGGGAGUCAGAGCCGCCGAGCAGUUCGGCCGAGCGGGCGCGGUAGUGCCACGGAAAACCACGCCGCGGCCACGGCCGCAGCGAGCCUAGUGACAGUGACGCGCUCUGAGGUGUUAAGUGACGUGGUCCCGGGUGUAAAGUGGCGUGCUCCAAGGGUGUUUAGUGGCACAAACGUCAGUGUUUGUGCUGUGAGGCCACGGUUGGCGGCUGGCGCUGGGCAAUUUUUGGUAAACUGUGAGGAACGGAUAUCCCCGUGACUCUGCGGUGACUGUGACAUCGUGUUGUCCUGUGACCUGCCGGAAAUUCGACCCUGCCAUCGACCCCGCAUCCUUCCGACACGAGUGGAGGCAACCAACGACUUCCGCCGUCACCGGACUAUAACAAUCAGCACACACUCGCACCAUGGAGGAUGUGGAGGCGCCGGCAGCGCCGGAGAGACGCUUUGAUAGAGCUUACCUGCGCACCUGGUCAGCCUUCUUCAAACUCACCGAAUCGGGUCUGUGCGCUCUCUGCUUCCUCUGCAACGAGCUGUCGUGGCACCCGUUCCUGCCGUACCCGGCCAGGACGUUCCUCUCUGUGUGCGCCUGCCUGGCGCUCAUCAGCUCCGUGCUGCUGCUGCUCACUCUGUGGCUGUCAUGUCGACCAGAACUACAGCAAUACCACCUGGUGGAGGGCCUCGGUGGUGGCAGCCCCGGGUGUAUGCAGUUUCUUCCUGAUGGCUGCUUCCUCGGCACAACUCAGCAUUGGUGGACAGAUUCCCGGCUUCCGCGCAUCAUCGGUGUUUGGGUUUUUGGCGUUCAGUACUUUCCUAGCGGACGCCAUUUACCAGUUUGUUCAGCUGCGUGAGUCGGGAGAGCUUCCCGAGAUCCGUCUGCCUCCAGCCAUCACCAACAGUCUCAGCAAAGUGACCGGCAAAGACAAAGGGCCCGUUCAUAAGGGGGUCCAUGUGGCCGCCUCGGAGCCGAGCCAGGACGACGAUGACCCGCCGCCGAUGUGGGGGGUCCGCUCCGGACGUCAGACGGCCAUCGAUACCGGUAACAGUCGCUGGAGCCAGGGGAGCGACGACAGCGCCCCUGGCGGUGGCUCGUACAACCUACAGUAGUCGGUCCAGACACCAGGGGUACGGCGGCCGGACCAGCGUGGGGGUCGGGCUAUCAAACCAGCGGAGUGGGCGAUUGAGCAGAGAGCACCGUGAUGAAAUGACAGACAAUUGGCUGUGUGCUUUAUACUGUAUCUAUCUGCAACACAUGGUAAAGUGCUCAGUGCUCUGUGGUGUGCUGUGCACCUGAUUGGGCGGAAGGCAUGCGUCAUUCAGGAUUGAAACGCAGCACCGGACUUGAGCUACUAUAUUACCUGACGCUAUUGCAUCCAAAGGCUAUUGUUUCUAUCGCAUUACGUUAAAAUGCAUUCAUAUACAUAUAUCUAAAAUAAAUACAUUCUGUGUCAUAUC